Molecule: messenger RNA, 4234 nt
Organism: Coturnix japonica (Japanese quail)
Lineage: Eukaryota; Metazoa; Chordata; Aves; Galliformes; Phasianidae
Gene: ANGPTL5
Product: angiopoietin like 5
Biological process (GO): platelet aggregation; blood coagulation; fibrinolysis
Cellular component (GO): fibrinogen complex
Molecular function (GO): extracellular matrix structural constituent; protein-macromolecule adaptor activity
Source: RefSeq, a predicted model, not a curated record
CGGGGAGCGGCCGAUGGGACGGGCCGAGGGGCGGCGGUUUGCCGGGAGCCGCCUCGGUUGGGCUUCGGAGCGGAGCGGGCGAGCUGUCCCAGUGCCUCACUGCUAUUACCACAAAAAACUAAAUCUCCUAACUAAGAUUCAUCUCCUACGUCUAAAUCUCGUCUCUUAGUUUGAAACCAUUUCCCUUUGUCCCAUCAAAAGAGACCCUGAUAAAGUGUCUGUCCCCUUAUUUCUUUCAGCCCCCCUUUAGAUACUGAAAGGCUGCUCUCAGGUCUCCCCAGAGCCUUCUUCAGGCUGAACAGCCCCAGCUCUCAGCCUGUAAAUGAUACCAUAAAAGACUUCACCGAGAAAAGAGUCAUGCAAAUGGGACUGAAUCACAGCUGUAAAACAGCUACCAAAUUUGAGCUUAUGUCAUGCUUAGAAAGAAUUUAAACUUCUCAGUCUUACUGUAUAUUUUUAUCUUAUCCAGGAAAACUCGUAACUGAAUUCUUCUUAAAUUCAGUAUUAAGAAUGGUCUUCAAAUCUUUCUUUCUCUCUUCUAACACCUUUUCCUCUUUGUUCUUCUUCACAGCCCCACUCUGUAGCCUCCUCCAGGUCAUUAGCUGCUUUUCUUGGUGAAUAAGCUGAGCACCAUGUACUGCAGAGCUGGAUGGUUAUUCUAGCAAACAGCUCGAUCUCAAAUGGUUACAAAAUGGAAGAUCCCGCUCUGGCAGCUGAUUUGGAAGAAGUUUCAUAACUUUUAAUGUGAGCUGGAGACAGAUAUUCCAGUAAAGGAUAAAGAUCAACUUUAAAAUCUUUGUGGGACAGACUGAAUUUAUUACUAAUCUGAUUUGAAGGCUGGAGCACAGCUAUGCUGCUGCAGGAACAUUUUUCUUUCCUUCUUGUUCCAGGGGGGAUUAAUCUGCUAAUGCCCUUUAGCUUUCUUCCAGGUUUCAUUUUAACUGUGUAGGGGAGGAGUUCAGCCAAGGAUCUGCCCAUUGUAACCAUUCCUUCCUGAAAUUUGCCAUCCCUUCCUACUUCUGUGUAUAGGAAGAGGAGUGAAAACCUUAGUGUCACAUAUAGUCAGCAAAGAAAACCUUUUCACCUUAACUCCCCAAGACUGUAGCAUGGAUCGUAACCUGCAUCUUUGUAAGCAAGCAUCAACUGGUGCACUGGUAACAUUCCAGAAUUCCUAUCUUGGAAGGCUAUAAAGUAUUCCAGAACAGAUUAAACAUUUGAUUACAUUGGAUCCCGACUAACAGAAGUUGUUAAAAAUGUCACAGAGAACUUCCAUGUGAAUGCUCCCUUCUGAGGAAUGGGCCAGUUAAGGGCACUGACUGCCCUGUAACUACUGAUUUUGAAACAAAGCAUUGCACUAAAAAAUGGAAUAAUAUGUGGAUUUAACACUGAAUUUAUCCCCCACUUGCAACUGCUUUUAAAUCUCACUGUAGUAAAGGCAAUUUCCAGUGUAUGUCAGGUUUGGACAGGGGUGGAUGUGAACACAGCACUGAGACCAAUGUAGGACGUUGGCUGUCCUUGUUUGAGGCGACACUCAAGAGUUUGUUCUGAAAGUAAUUCAGAUGUGACAUAUCCCAGAGGUGUGGAGCAAAAUGAGGUUUGGACAUAAGCUAAAAUUGCUUUCACAACCAAAUCUUGUGUUCUGCCACCCCACGAAGGAAAACACCUUCAGUUUAAUGAUAAAAGCCUUUUAAAAUGUUGAAAAUCAAUACCUUUUUCUUUUUUUUUUUUUUCUUUCAUUGAGCCUAAAUUACUCACUACCAAACACAAAUACCGGUGCUCAAAACCAGCAUGUAAGAAUCUGCCAUGCUUUUACCACAGUGCAAAGACAUGUUUGGUGUGUCACGUGCAGGUAAUGAGCAGGAAGUGCUCACAGGUGACAAGCAGUGCGAGUAGAUAAAUCUACCAUGCAACAGGGCUGUGUUCUAUUAAGUGCAGGCAUCAAAGGAGGGAUCUGUUGGCUGCUCUUUGUGCUGUCCACAUUCCCAAGUAGUUAGCUCAGCACUUUGCAGCAUACAAUUCUUUCCGCAGAAAUGUGAAUCCCGUCAAAACAUUUGCAUUGCUGCAAGUAAAAGAUGAACCGCUUUGGGGUAACUUCAUUAAUUUCUCUUAGUGUUCUUUUGUUGGGCUGGGGAGAAACUCUUGUAAGUGAUGUCAAGCCUUGUUCAUCUAAGGGCACAAGGAAUGUUGGAGCUGUGGAGGAACCACUCAAGGCAGAAGAGAAAAAUAGAUCUGCAGAUAUUUCAAAACAAAAAGAACAAUGCCUUGUGCCAUGUGAUGUUCAAGCUAAAAUUUUACGAGGGGAAAAACAGUAUAUGUGCAGAAAUUUGCAGAGCUCUCUUGUUGAAUAUGCAAGAAGCACGAAAAAACUGAUAAGAAACAUGAUGGAUGAUCAACAGUCUUCCUUGGAUUACCUUUCUAAUCAGGUGAAUGAACUCAUGAGCAGAGUUCUUCUUCUGAAUGCAGAAGUUUUAAGAAAGCAUUUGGAUCCACUUCCUUACAAAGCAGUUCAAUCCCACGGGUUGGAUUGCACUGAUAUCAAAGAUACCGUUGGCUCAGUUUCAAAAACUCCAAGUGGUCUGUACAUUAUCCACCCAGAAGGAUCAAAUUAUGCUUUUGAGGUAUUAUGUGACAUGGAUUUUCGAGGAGGUGGAUGGACUGUGCUUCAGAAAAGAACUGAUGGAAUCAUUACUUUCCAGAGAACGUGGUCUGAAUAUCUGGAUGGAUUUGGUGACCUUUCUGGGGAAUUUUGGAUUGGAUUAAGGAAGAUUUUUUAUAUAGUAAACCAAAAAGCAACCACUUUCAGUCUCUAUGUGGAUUUGGAAUCAGAAAAUGACAAGCAUGCCUACGCAUCGUAUGAUGCAUUUUGGAUAGAGGAUGAAGCGUGUUCUUUUAAAAUUCAUUUGGGACGUUAUUCAGGAAAUGCAGGUGAUGCAUUCAGAGGAUACAGGAAAGAAGAUAAUCAGAAUUCAAUGCCUUUCAGCACAUUUGAUGUCGACAAUGAUGGAUGUAGGCCAAUGUGCACUUUUAAAGAACAACCUGUAAAGAGCUGCAGUAACUUCAGCGAUAACACGGGAUGGUGGUUCAACCAGUGUGGCCUUGCAAAUCUUAAUGGCAUUCAUCGCUACACAGGUAGAUUUCUUGCAACUGGGAUUCACUGGGAUACAUGGACAGUGAACAAUAAGCCAGUAAAAAUUAAAUCAGUCUCUAUGAAGAUUCGGAGGAACUAUGAUCCUUAUUUCCAUUGACCUAUGAAAAUAGAAAUGUAUCUAUUCUUGCUGUUACGUGGGAUAAUGUAUCAAUGCAACAUUAACAUCUUUCAUUUUCAUUUAAACAGCUCAGUCUUAAAACUUUAUUAAACAUUUCCAUAGUACAGUUACUCAUUUUUGUUAUGAAGUAUCAGCAUGUUUAGUGGCCCCACUUGAGUAAGAAGGCCCUAAGGAGAGGAUUUCCAGAAAAGCAAAGAAGCUCAGUGUUUACAAGCUUUUAUUUAGCUGCCUCGUAUGUACUCACAGAUCCAGUGGAAAAGUUAUAAAAAGAGAAAUGCUGAGUUUUGAAUUUUUGAAUGUGUUUCUUCUAUGCUCUCUGCAUAUCUAAAUUGCCAAGAAAGCGCAGGAAAUUUUCUUUAAAAGAAGUGAUACAUCGGUCAUUCUAGUAAUCAUAUUUCAUAAAAAAAAAUAACUUUUCUUUGUGUUAAUUUCCCAGAACCAGCUUUUUUUUUCUUUCUUUUUUUUUUUUUUUACUGUAUUCCUUAUCAGGCAAGAUAAUACUAACUUCUGUCAGCACACAUGCAAGGUCCUUACUUGUAAAACAUGUCAUACCUUACUUGUAUAAACAACGAUGCUCUGAGAGUACUGCACAGACCCCGAGUAUUGUAUACCCUCAGGGCUUGACUUUUAGCCAUGUAAAGUAGAUUGCAAUAUGCAAGAGCUAUGGUCUAUUUUCUAUUUAAUUUUCAUGGUCAUUGUAUUUCAUGUUCAGGUUAAGAUUUGUAAUUCCCUCAAUUCACUGAAAAAUGAAUACUUCUAUUUUUUUCAAAGAAAAUGAAUAAUGUCUCAUAUCUUUGGAGUUUUGAUUCUUGGAUGUAUGGGCACGAAAUUAUCAUUUUCAUUUUUCCUGCUGUUCACUUUGUGAAUCUUCUUGAACAAAAGACUGGAGUUGUAUCAUUUUAAACUAUGCAGUGUUAAGUGUUUGAAUUACUGUCAAUAAAAGUGGAGUAAUACAAAAAGCACAUGAA